Messenger RNA from Botrytis cinerea B05.10, 3207 nucleotides. RefSeq lists its product as hypothetical. The coding region runs from base 661 to 3003 and encodes 780 amino acids. NCBI's taxonomy places the organism in Eukaryota, Fungi, Ascomycota, Leotiomycetes, Helotiales, Sclerotiniaceae. The record is from RefSeq and is a predicted model, not a curated record. The transcript is spliced from 2 exons.
GUCUGUGCUUGAGAAAUGACGUCAAAGCGUUUUACCCAAAAAUAAGAAAGCUAGAGAGCGAGCUAGACCAAUCAAUGGGGGUGGAAAUGAUUUGUAUUUAACCCCGCAAUACCGCAAUGCCGUAAUACCGUGAUAAAUUACAAUUCUAUAAUAUUGCCGUAAGUAUGCGGCAGAAUAUUACUUAGCUAGGUAGUUUUAUCGAUUUUCUCCUUUGUUUAAUCGUGUAUUGAUGCCGGCGUAUCUAUUAUUGUUUUAACUUGGAGGGGAGGGGGCAAUUGUAGGCAAUUGUAAAUAGAUCCGGAAUUUUAUGAAAUACCUACAUCCAUCUACAUCUCUCUCCCUUCCCUACCUCGUAAUCUUCGAUUCUUUGUUGAAUGCCAUCCACUCGAUCUAUUCAAACCGCAAUCCCAUGUGUCUGCUGCUUCUUGCUUAUUAUUGAGCUGUUACUCCUUGAACUUAACCAUACACAUCGCAUAUAACAGAGGCCAGCCCUCCACCACUCUCGAGACUCAUUUCACAUAUUGUUUAGGAUCCUUCAGCAGUAUUUCCAACUUUCCUCUCUUCAUCUCCUUACAUCCAUAGCCUCGUGUUGGAAGCAGAGAACUCUACAAUUCAUUCUUGAUUGAAAAAGCAAAGAAUCCAACCAGCAAACAUCCCAAAAUGUCAGCUCUUCAUGAAGCUCUCAAAUCCCUGGGCGCGGUGAAGUACGAUGAUACCCCUACCGAUGAUUUAAAACCAUUCCUGUCAGAUUCAUUCAACAGCGCUCAAUUGAUAAUCGAUUCAGUCCCCAUACCCGACAGUAUUGAAUCGUCCAACAGUCGCCCGCGGUCGACUACAGCAUCUUCUAUCGCAUCCUCAGCAUCCGAAGUCUUCGCAUCUAAUGCUAGAUCUCCGCCCCCGCCUCACGAUAUUGAAUCGCUACAGAAGGAGUGGAAACAAAUAAAAUUAAGACCGGCUGAUAAUCCACUGGGGAUGAGUGUAUAUUCUUGUAAGGGAAAGGAUGGAAAGGGCACUUGGUUUGCGAGGAGGAGUGUACACGAAGGACUGGGGUUUACAAAAUGGAAGAGAGGCUUAGAGAGGGAAUUUCCAGAAACCUUAAAGGUCCAGGGGGGUCCAGGUGAAGGUAAUAUUAGAGGUAUUGGUGGAGAGAAGAGGGUGGCGUAUAAUAAUGUUGCUGGGACUGGGAAAAUGGAAGUAUAUCUUUUAUCAGCACAAUUUCCAGGACCAACCACUCCGAGAGAUUUUGUCACUAUGUUCAUCUCCUCAGAUCAAGCGCUCAAAGAACAAAAUAACAACGAAGUACCCCGCCAUUUCAUGGUGAUAUCGAAGCCAUGUCAACAUCCAGAUGCUCCACCGCGUGAUGGAUACAUAAGAGGAAACUAUGAAUCUGUUGAAUUUAUUCGAGAAAUACCAAUUAAGAAACUACCUCCCAAAAGAUCUGCAUCUACAUCUGAUCUUACAAAGGGACAUGCAAGAGAUAGGUCCGCUUCGAAUUUAGGCAAAGAGGCCGUUUUGAGGAAUGCUCAUCAGAAGCAUGAUUCAUCCACUACAGAAGAAGAAAGAGAGAAAAUUCGUAAGCAAGCUUCACGUUCCGAAAGUAAUCUAGCUCUGGUUGAGACAGAGGAGAAGACGCCCGCACCAAGUGAGGACGAUGAAUGGGAACAAAAUCCUAUUGAGUGGAUUAUGGUCACCAGAAGUGACCCUGGUGGAGGUAUACCACGAUUUAUGAUUGAUCGUGGGACACCAUCAGCUAUUGUUUCGGAUGCAGGUAAAUUUUUGGAUUGGGCAUGUUCGAAAACAAUCGAGGAUUUGGAUAGUGAUGAUGAUGAACCUACGGAAGAACUUGUUGGGGGAAAUAACACAGCAGAGCCAGAAAAACGUGAACAUCGGCAUCACCAUCACCAUAAUCCCGAAAAAGAUCUACAUAAUUAUCAAACCAACGGUCAUCUUGCUGGUAUAGAUAUUCAAGGAGAAAAAUCGAUAUCUGUGACUGCUGGUCCAGCAAUGUCUGCAGUGCCAACACAACAACAACCACCCGCAAAUGGUGGAGGAUUAUACGGCAUGGUAGCCGGAGUAGCAACAACAGCCGGAGCUUUAUUCGCUCCAUAUGCACCAGCGAUUAUUGCUGACCGUCUACCUCCUACCACCGAAUCUUCUUCGGCCCAAAAUCCCGGGCAUGUACAAUUUGCUAGCGAACCAUCUUCAGCUCAAAUUUCCGCUCCUAUUACUCGCUCUCGAUCAUUAUCCUCGUCAUCUAUUUCUAGCGAAUCCACAGUGGAUAGUUUUGAAUCAGCUCUGUCCUUCCGAAAAAUAGCAUCUCGAGAUUCAGCUGCAGUCGAAAAGGCAAAUGUACAACAGGAUAAAGAGCUUCAGAAACUCGAGGAGAAGAAACGAAAACUUUUCGAAAAAUUGGAGAAGGCAAAACAAAAAGAAGCGGAUAAGAAAAGCGAAGAUGGUGACAAAGAGAGAGAAGCAAUUCGUAAAGCGGAAGAGAAACAUGAGAGAGAAGUCAAGAAGAUAGAGGGAAAACAUAAAAAAGAAAUGGAGAAAUUGGAGAGGAGAAAAUUAAGGGAGGAACAGAAGCAAGAGGAGAAAAAGAGGAAGAGAGAGGAUAAGGAAAAAGGAGAGGAGUUACAGCAGAUCAAUGCUAGUUUAAGGGCGGAGAUUGAAGUGUUGAGGAGAGAGAGGGAGGUUUUGAGGGAUCAGGUGGGUAGUGUACAGAGGGAGAAUACACUGUUAGUAGGAAGAAUGGGGAGAUUGGGAAUACCCGGAGAGGAACUUUUAAGGGAGGUGAGAGAGGAGUUGACGGGCAACUUGAAGGGAACAGGGAGGAAGAGGGGAAGUAGUAUGGGGAGUGCGAGUGGCAGUCAGAGGAGUGGUGUUGGCGGUGGUGGUGCAAAGAGCGGAUUGGGUAUGGGUGCUAGGGUUAGUGUGGAUAGUGACAGGCCGGCUGUUGUACCAGCGGUAGGGGACAGAAAUGGAGAAGUUUUAGCAAACGAGUGAAGUGUGGGAGUGUAAGAAGAGAGAGGGGAAUAGGGGGGUGGAGUAGACGGAUGGACUAAUGUGAGAUAGUGUUUUCAGGACGAAUGAGCUGAAGGCGUCCGGUACUAAGUUCUGAAAUCUAGGAGACAUGGUACACAGUACAUAGUCGCGAAAUUUCAUACAGAUAUACCCUUAUACAUAGGUACAUAUAAUGAUCAUUCAGCA